Molecule: messenger RNA, 2601 nt
Organism: Leucoraja erinaceus (little skate)
Lineage: Eukaryota; Metazoa; Chordata; Chondrichthyes; Rajiformes; Rajidae
Product: zinc-binding protein A33-like
Exons: 3
Coding region: 1-555 (184 amino acids)
Molecular function (GO): protein binding
Source: RefSeq, a predicted model, not a curated record
AUGAAGUACGAAGGGAAGCUGUCGAAGAAUAUAAAGACGGACAGCAAAAGCUGCUUUAGAGUCCCAAUCAAACUGAAGCUGAAUCCGGACACUGCGCAUCCGAGACUCAUCCUGUCCAGUGACCUGACAGCCAUCAGACCUGAGCGAUUUGUGCAGUGGCACGGUGUCCUGGCAUCUCAGGGCUUCAAUACUGGGAGCCACUACUGGGAGGUCGAGGUCGGAAGGAACACCAUGUGGAGUGUGGGAGUGGUAAAAGCAUCGGUACUGAGGAAAGCGGAGUUCACACCGGAACCAAAAUCCGGUGCCUGGGUAUUGUGGCGUCUGGGAGAGGAAUAUACCACUAUGUCUUCACCACGUACUGCUCUCCCUGUUCCAGUCAAACCCCAGAGAUUGGGCAUGUACUUGAACUAUGAGGCUGGCCAGGUGACACUGUACAAUGCCGAUGACAUGUCACAUCUGUACACUUUCAGGGACAAAUUAUCUGAGAAACUCUAUCCUUACUUCUCAAAAGGUUGCAACAUUGAGUGUAUGCAAAUAGUCCACUUGCAUAUAUAGGUCUAUUUGGUGAACGUGGGGUCAACCUUUAUGGGGAGACACUUGAAACGGCGCUACUUCCAGUGGUUAUCAAUGUUAAUCAGUGCGUCCAACACUGUUCCUACCUGUAAACUGCCAUUUAUACUGUUUAACUCAAUUUGUAGAUAUUUAUAUCCCCAUCUGCUAAAAUUCCUGUCAAACACCUCUAUCACAUUCUUAUGCAUUAAAGUUUCCCUCACUACCCAUCUUUUGGGCCAAUCAACACUGAGCUUACCCACCUUCUUUUGGGGUGACGGAGGAAGUGAGGGAAAUCCACAUUAGGCAGGAAAUGGUGUUGGGUAGACUGGUGGGAUUGAAGUCUGACAAAUCGCCUGGGCCUGAUGGUCUGCACCCCAGAAAUCAUGGAUGCAUUGAUGAUCAUUUUCCAAUGUUCUAUAGAUUCAGGAUCAGUUCCUGUGGAUUGGAGGGUAGCUAAUGAUAGCCCACUUUAUAAGAAAGGAGGGAGAGAGAAAUUGAAUUAUAGACCAGUUAGCCUCACAUCGGUGGUGGGGAAGAUGCUGGCGUCAAUUAUAAAAGAUGAAAUAGCAGCAUAUUUGUAUCGCAAUAACAGGAUCAGUCCGAGUCAGCAUGGAUUUGCUAAGUAUGGAUGCAAGGUGACUUGGGUGAGUGGGCAGAUGAAUGACAUAUGCAGUUUAAUGUGGAUAAAUUUGAUAAUAUCCACUUUGGAGGCAAGAACAGAAAAGCAGAUUAUUAUAUGUUAGGAAAAGUGGAAGUACAACGUGAUCUCGGUGAAAGUAAGUAUGCAGGCACAGCAGGCAGUGAAGAAAGCCAAUAGCAACUUGGCCUUCAUAACAAGAGGAAUUGAUUAUUGCAGCAAAGAGUUAUUUCUACAGUUGUACGGGGCCCUAGUGAGUCCACGCCUGGAAUGUUGUGUGCAGUUUUGGUCCCCAAAUUUGAGGAAGGACAUUCUUGCUAUUGCUAUUGAGGGAGUGCUAUUGAGGUAGGUUCACGAGGUUAAUUCCCGGGAUGGCGGGACUGUCAUAUGUUGAAACAAUGGAGCGACUGGGCGUGUAACAACUGGAAUUAGAAUGAUGAGAGAGGAUCCUAUUGAAACAUCUGCGAUUAUUAAGGGAUUGGACACGCUAAAGGCAGGAAACAUGUUCCCAUCGUUUGGGGAAUCCAUAACCAGGGCCCACAGUUUAAGAAUAAGGGGUAGACCAUCUAGAAUGGAGAUGAGGAAAAACGCAUCACGUCUGAUAUUGAUGUUACUGUGUUAUUGAGCGUGUGUGUACAGGGGAUCACAAAUCGGUAUGAACUCUAUGGGCCGAAGGGCCUGUUUCCAUGCUGUAUCGUUCAAUUCAAUUCAAUAAAUCAUCUGCAACUUAGUCUAGGUGUUGUCCAAAUGAAUCACUGGCGGCACAGUGGCGCAGCGGUAGUGUUGCUGCUUUAUAGCGCCAGAGAGCCAAGUUCAAUCCUGACUAUGGGUGCUGUCUGUGUGGAGUUUGUACAUUCUCCCUGUGACGGCAUGGAUGCUCCAGUUGCCUUCCAAAUCUCAAUGACAUGCAGGUUUGUAGAUUUAUUGGCCUCUAAAUUGUCCCUCGUGUGUAGGAUAGAACUAGUGUAUGGGUGAUGGUGAUCGGUAUGGACUGAUUACACCCUGUUUCUCUAAACUAAUCUAAACAUCACAUUUCUCCAUAUUUCAUUUCCAAAUUCAGAGUUCAUUCUGAUAACCUACCAAUGUCCUCUUUAAACUGGUUACAAAAUCCUCCUCAUAGAUUAGCAUAUUAAUUUCAAAGGAAGGCUUUGAAAUUUGACGAGCAAAUAAAUCUACAAAUUAAUUUCUUCUUUGCGUUUAGCAUGUUAUCCAAUUUGGUGACUGUGGUGCAAAAUUAACUGACAAUGUUGCCUCAUAACUAUUUCAUUUCAUUCAACAAAACUAAGUCUGCAUAUGAAGGAACAAUACAUCAAUUGCGUGUAAACGAUGAACAGAUGUAUCAAUAACUGCAUAAUAUUAGUUGCAUUCAUUGCUUUCAAGUUUGAUAAUAAUCGUUAUCGAAACGUAGACAA